Molecule: messenger RNA, 2795 nt
Organism: Pipistrellus kuhlii (Kuhl's pipistrelle)
Lineage: Eukaryota; Metazoa; Chordata; Mammalia; Chiroptera; Vespertilionidae
Gene: TPM3
Product: tropomyosin 3
Exons: 10
Coding region: 66-923 (285 amino acids)
Biological process (GO): muscle contraction; actin filament organization
Cellular component (GO): actin filament
Molecular function (GO): actin filament binding
Source: RefSeq, a predicted model, not a curated record
UCCUUUCGGGCCCCAGUCUCCAGUUCUCUAGCGUUCCCAGGUGAGCUCCCCAGCGGCCGCCGCUCAUGAUGGAGGCCAUCAAGAAGAAGAUGCAGAUGCUGAAGCUGGACAAGGAGAACGCUCUGGACCGGGCGGAACAAGCGGAGGCGGAGCAGAAGCAGGCCGAGGAAAGAAGUAAACAGUUAGAAGAUGAGCUGGCGGCGAUGCAGAAGAAGCUGAAAGGGACAGAAGACGAGCUGGACAAGUAUUCCGAGGCUUUGAAGGACGCGCAGGAGAAGCUGGAGCUGGCAGAGAAGAAGGCAGCGGACGCUGAGGCUGAGGUGGCCUCCUUGAACCGUAGGAUCCAGCUGGUUGAAGAGGAGCUGGACCGUGCUCAGGAGCGCCUGGCCACUGCUCUGCAAAAGCUGGAGGAAGCUGAGAAAGCUGCUGAUGAGAGCGAGAGAGGUAUGAAGGUUAUUGAAAACCGAGCUUUAAAAGAUGAAGAAAAGAUGGAACUCCAGGAAAUCCAACUCAAAGAAGCUAAGCACAUUGCAGAAGAGGCAGAUAGAAAGUAUGAAGAGGUGGCUCGUAAGUUGGUGAUCAUUGAGGGAGACUUGGAACGCACAGAGGAACGAGCUGAGCUGGCAGAGUCCCGUUGCCGAGAGAUGGAUGAGCAGAUCAGACUGAUGGACCAGAACCUGAAGUGUCUGAGUGCUGCUGAAGAAAAGUACUCUCAAAAAGAAGACAAAUAUGAGGAAGAGAUAAAGAUUCUCACUGAUAAACUCAAGGAGGCAGAGACGCGUGCUGAGUUUGCUGAGAGAUCGGUAGCCAAGCUGGAAAAGACAAUUGAUGACUUGGAAGAUGAGCUCUAUGCCCAGAAACUGAAGUACAAGGCCAUUAGCGAGGAGCUGGACCACGCCCUCAAUGACAUGACCUCUAUAUAAAUUGCCACCGUUUCUGCUCUGUUCUGGAUCUGCCCCCUUUGCUUGGGGAACCCAACGCCCCACUCUCACUCUGGAUUUCGUUUGGAUCAGCCUGGCUGGUCCCCAAGGCGUUAGGAUGGGCAGGGGCCACAAAAGCAACUUAUGUAUUCUCCCCACCCCACCCGAAAUUAAAAUGUUCCGCCUCGGAAGCCUCACGCCACCCUGCGUCUGUGUCACUGACAAAGCUGCUGCUGUCCCUGAGAAAGCCUCGGGUGUGAUGGGGGAACUGCUAUCACAGGCCCUCCCUCCUCUGACUUGCAUAAUCAAAGCCACUUUGUGUGUGUCUGUUUUUUCUUGGCAUUUCAACUCUCCUGAGCUGAGUCUGUCAGAGUGGUGGGCUAGUUGGGGAGCUCUAGUCUUGCUGUUUAAGCCGAAUGAGACCAUCCAAGUCCUUUUCUUGCAGUUCUUAAGUCAUGCCGCCUGGAAUGUUCCAUCCUCUCCAGGUUCUCCUCCUUUGCUUAAGGUCAGGAGUCCAUUGAAGUGCCUCCCAAUACACAUUGUCUACCCUUUGCCAGUGGUUCAAACGGUGCAUCCUCAAAACAUCCGGUGGACCCAACUAUGUUACCAUUAAAACUGGCCAUCCCAAGUCAUAGAAAAGCACAUGGUGGAUAGAACUUUCAACAGUUUAAUGUUUUCUUCCUGAAAUCUUUCUUGCAUAUUUGAGGUUUAUUACCAUUUGCCUCCUCCUAUGAGACAAAUGACAAGUGAUAAGUGAUUUUCAGAAAAACUAACACAAUCAAGCAUGCCUAUUACAAAUAAACUCGCACAGGGUGGUAAUGGUUUCUUCAUGCAUUCAUAGGCAUAGAUAGAGAUGGGAAGAACACAAUAUCUAUAAAGGUAGAUUUAGACAGUUGGGACAGAUGUGUGCUGAAAUCAGGCUGGGCUGGGGUUAAUUUUAUUUUCUAGGUAAUGGGGAUGACACUGGAGAGUUCCAACAAGGAUGUGUUGUGGUCUGCAUAGCAUAUAAGAAGAGUUAUUUUGGCAGCUGAGUUAAGAGUAUAUUGAAAGAGAAGCAGAUUAUCAAAGUGAUUGAUGAAGACAAUGAUUCCCAAAUUUCAUACCACUUGGGGAUUUACCAUAUUCACUUGCUGCCUACAUUGUUUUAUUGGUUUCAAAUUUGUUUUAUUCUUACUCCACACAAUUCUAACUUGAAAUCAAAUGUUUGAUGUGUGCUACUGUUUCCUAUUGCACAUUAAAGAAAUACACAUAAUAAAAAAUGUUGAAAUUCACAAAUGCAUAUAGCUUGACAUCUCACCUCCACUAGCAGUGACUGUGCUACACUUUGGGAGACACUGGGUUAGUUCAUUGCAGUUUUCCCAGGGGUAAUAGUCUGGACUGGAGUGAUGGUGGGGAAGAGAUGGCAUGAAGAUGGGUAUUUUGAAGGGCCUAGCCAAUGAAUGUGAGAAGGAAAAGCCAAGGACUGGUCCUGAGCGUGAGAAAAUGGUGGUGAUAUAGGUGCAGGGAGAACAUGUGGAAAGUAGAGACUAUAAGUCUGAAAAACUUAGUUUCCAGGUGAAACUAUCGGGGGCUUGAUUUGGGAAUCCAUAGGGUGACAAGCAGUUUAGGCCAUGGAAGGAUUUAGAACCUUAAAAGACAAUUGUAAAUGUAAAAAGAAUUAAGCAAAGAGAAAAAUCUAUGGACGAGGAAGCCAAAUGGAAUAGGUUGGAGGGAUAAAGCGGAAUGAGUAGCCUUGAUACUUUAUGAAGUUCAGUGAUUCUCAACUUCAGCAGGUUAAGAAGGAAAUUAACUGGAGAUGGGACGUUGUCAUUAAUACUGUAUUCAAAGGGUACAUUUUGAGCCCAAGAGCAAGGAGAGGAGCUAUAUUUCACAGAG